Molecule: messenger RNA, 3906 nt
Organism: Ilyonectria robusta
Lineage: Eukaryota; Fungi; Ascomycota; Sordariomycetes; Hypocreales; Nectriaceae
Exons: 4
Coding region: 1-3906 (1301 amino acids)
Source: RefSeq, a predicted model, not a curated record
AUGGCUCAUACCGAUCAUCAGUUGUCCCUUGAUGACGACAUAACUUCGACAAAAUCUUUGGUAGAUGCCUACCAGCCACCCAUCAUCCCUGCCGUUUCCAUGAGCCCUGGAAGUUGUCUUGUCCAGGCAAAGAAUGGUGUGUGGUGUCGCGCCAGAGCAAGCAUCACCACCCACCUCAGUCGUCCUACGGCUUUUGGAAUCACUAAAAUCUUCGCUACGAGACUUGGGUACUCGAUCAGGCGUCUUCCGAACAAUAAAAGACUACAACACAUGCAUAAGAUGGGCCUGAUGAAGUGCCGUGGAACUAUUAGGCUGUCUAUUAAGACAACCAACGGAGACCUAAAGAUAGAGGAUGUUAACGUCUGGGAUGGACCAAGGGGAGACUUUGACUGCAUGGUCGAUUCCGGUGCUGCUAAAGAGUACAUCAUGCCUGAACAUGCUCAAGCGAUACUCGACCCACGACAGGCUCUGAUUAGCGAAAGGCUUGUGGAAUCCAACAGCUCGUCGGCAUUAAAAAGCUUGCCAGAGGAACACACCCAACAAAACCUCUGGCGCCACCUUGAGCCUGCCGGGUUACGUACCGGUGAUAGCACCACUGAAAACACAGAAAACAUAGGAAGAGCCUCUGAAAUAGAAGUCAAGGUGGCCUUUACAGACUCCGGAUACGCAUCUGCACCAAAUCUCAAUGGAUAUUCACUCAUGGAAUCCUUGACCAAGAAACGGGCAUGCGCCGCUUCUAGUUUAUCUCUAACCGCGAGGAAUGACGCCGACAACUACGGAACUAUGACGGUAUUCUCUGCUGGGACACAGAGUACUGUUGCGCCUACCCGAGUUCAAAAUUUCAUUGCAGAGAUUUGCAACGACAUUUAUGAUCAAUUGGGGGACGUUGUCGAUGCCAACACAUGGCCUCUGAUAUCUCAAAAGCUCCCGAACCUGAUAAAAGCUUUCGCUGUCAAGCUGGGUAAUGACUCCGCUGCGCAAGUGAAUCGAGAGAUAAUGUAUUUCAUCUACAAACGACACGGAGCGGUAGCUGCGCGACUUGAUGAGAUGGUCAGUCAUGAUAUUGAUGUUCAAUGCCGAAAUGUCCCUGAUGGAUUAUCACUGCUUGACAAGAUGGCUUUAUGGCUUAGCAAAGAGGACGAAGACCGCACACAUGCGACUACAGGCGAGGAUUACUUUGAAGGAGUCGGUGACGACGAAGAUGACUCCGUUGAAGAAAUCCAUUUGCCCAUGUAUCGCAAGGUCAUGUCCGAAAGCCAGGCCUACCAAUGGCUCCUUAGUGCUUUGAGAAACGAAGCUCUUCUACAGGGGGAAGGGUCACGUCCGCACAUGAGGACAGAGAGUGUGUGCCGCAGACUUCUCGAGAAGCUACCGACCGGAACCAUCAGCAAGCGACAUUCUCCUAGCUCUCAUGAAGUGACCUUCGUCCUUUACUGGGAUCAAAGCAUGAAACUUCGUCAAGAUGUUCCACUUUCGGCGUGGCCGGCUAAGUCGUUUGGGAGCUUUGUUGUAUUGACGGGGUCACCGAUGAAGGCGCAAGCACUCACUAUAUCGCAGUAUAUGCGUCAAACAUGGCCGACUACUGGAGCUCACAUGCUUGAUUUGGUAGGAAAGGUGAUUGCUUGUCCCAAAAGCGCCGAGCUGCCGACCAAGAGCCCUAUUGUUGCAAGGAUCUCUGGAUCCAGUCUUGAAAUUACAGCUACUGGACCGGCAUACUUCAUUGCGGAAUGUGGCGAACAGAUUGCCUGGCUAGCGGCUGUUCUUGCAAGCAGCAGUCGAGAUGCUACCGGCCACUAUACGCCCUCAAUUGAGAACAUCGAUGUCCGGCUCGCACCUUCGCCCUAUUCGGGAUACCGUGGCGGAUGUGAUGUUGUGUUACAUAUCACUCUUAUGAACGGAUUCGAGAGCUUUCUGCCAGGGAUACAGAAUUCAUGGCAAGCUGUGGUUGGAAGAUACACCCUUAUUGAAGGAUUCCCCAUCUCUCGGCGACUGGAGGGAUACCCCGGCCUAGAGGUUUCCUGGAACAUGCUUUUGUACCUGAUGCAAGCUCAAGCGCCUUGCAUACUUGGAGAGCAUAUUUCGAUCAAGGGACCAGAAAAGACGGUAAAAUUGGCGAAGCAGACUGGCAAUUUCUGUCUUUGGCACCCAGUUCACUUCACGACCCAUGGCUGUUUCUGUGAUCAGAUUUUCACUGGAGGAGACAUUUCGAGCCUAGAGUCGAAACGCCACAUUCUCGGGAGUUGCAUUCGCGAGGAGUACCAAAUUCCGCAAAACAUCAGGGAUGACCCCCUUUCCCCACAGAUCAGCUCACCUGAGCAUGGAGUUGACAACACUAUUGAGAGAAAUUCUCAUCACGCAGGAGAUUUUCAGUCUCAGUCUAUUGAAGAGAUUGCACGAGACGAGAGCAUCUUCCGCCUUCCCACUAGUCAACAUGAGGACAUUGUUCGAAGUCGCUCAUCUUGCCACGAGAUCGAACAUCGAGUCUCCGAUGGUUGCCUGCCUACUACUGAGAUGGAACUCGCAGACGACCAUGGGUAUUUCGAAUUUGUGGAACCGAUGGAAUCUGGAGAUGAAAGUUUCGAUACAGACCAACUUUCAAUAUCGGAUGCUUCUGACGAUGCUCUACCACUGAACACCAACGAGCCAUUAUACCCCAUGCUUAUCAGCGUUCUUGACCGGCUUUUCUUGGGAUUCCGCUCAUUGACACAGCGUUCGCCGGGUGCCGGCGCAAUUACUCAACGAUCGAACACAUCGACGCAAGCGUCUAGGACCUCAAGCAGCAGUUCCAGCGGCGCUCCCAGUCAGAUCCAUCUGAAGAGGAAGGUGGGAAAACAUGACGGGGAUGAUGGUGACCAAGACGAUUCUCAGAGACCUCCGCGAAAGAUCAUUCGCCGCAAUUCGAGCCCAGAUCGCAAGAAGGUGCUUGCAUGUCCGUACUUCAAGAAAGACCCAAAGAAACACGGACAGUGCGGCAAAAGACUACUGAAAAGGAUUCGAGACGUUAAGCAACACCUAACAAGGGUGCACACCAGCGCGCGAUACUGCCAGCGCUGCCACGUCACUUUUAAGGAUGAUGAAAGUAUGAACGCGCACAUCUACCAAUGUAACCGUCAAGACUCCUCCUCCGCAUCAGAGGUGAUAUCAUAUCAACAACACCUGGAGCUUACGAAAAAGUCCAAAUCGAGCCUCAGCGAACCAUGCCAGUGGUUUGUCAUCUGGGAUAUUCUGUUCCCCAAGUGUCGAAGGCCAAUCUCAGCGUAUAUUGACCCAGACCUUUCGGCGGAUCUGAGUGGCUUCCUCGAGUACUGUGAAAUCUACGGUCCGGCCAUGUUAACACAAAUGGCACUGUCGAUCACGGAUUUAGUACGGAGUGAAGCCAGCGAAGACUCGCGAGAGGAGCAGUUGCGUCGAAUAAGUAAUGAGGGCAUGGGUCGCCUGGUUGAGGCUUGGACUUCUCGUCAGUCUGCCGACUCACAAUCGUCGAGUGACCAGAGAACUCCACGGAUAGAAGAAGAAACGCCGCAGAGCUCUGUUGACAGUGCGGUUGUUCUGGGGAGCCAGGCUUUGACUCUGGAAGUCGACUCCCAAAGUAGUGGAAUCGCUCAAUCUUCCAGUAUUCCUGGGCCAAUAUAUCCGCCAACAGAAACAGUGGCCACAGCGGAAGUUAAAACCCAUCUGCCGCCGGAAGAUAUCGCCACGGAAGUACCUCAACUGAAUGAUGAGCAUUUGGCUCCAUUUACUGUCACUGAAGAUCAACAGACUCUGGGACACCACCAGGGCGACGUCAACGACGGUAGUUUCGAGAUCGACUGGGCAACGGUGGAUUUAGAUAAAUUGCCAGAUCCCUUGGACUUUGGAGAUUCAACCCGGCUUGGUGACAACUGGUGGCCAAGCAUGGGAGGAUGA